Molecule: messenger RNA, 785 nt
Organism: Arabidopsis lyrata subsp. lyrata
Lineage: Eukaryota; Viridiplantae; Streptophyta; Magnoliopsida; Brassicales; Brassicaceae
Exons: 2
Coding region: 157-474 (105 amino acids)
Source: RefSeq, a predicted model, not a curated record
GACUCCAUUAUUCUUCUAAAGCCAUCGAAAGUCGAAACUACUAGCUUUUCAUUGUCCCUCUCUUCGCUAUCCUCUUCUUCGUAAUCUCCUUCGUCCGCGUAUGAUGAAUCCAUGGUAACGAAUUACCAAGAACGGUGAAAUUAGUGGAGAUCCGACAUGAAAUCGUUCUCAAUAAUUGACUUGUCUUUGCAGAGAUCAUCGGCUAAUUUCAGUGUCGGAAUUGAUCAUCUGAUUCACGAUCUCGAUCCUCUCUGCAAGACAUUGGCAGAGCUUUGCUGCGGAAGAAACUACAGGCAAUGUUGGCUUCUCCAAAAGCAUAAUAACCAGUUCAUGAAGCAGAAGCAGAUUCUCAGAACAACAGACGUUGACAUCAGGCUACCAUUGCUAGUUCAUGUUUCGAGAGAGAAGCGGCCUGGUUACAUUGAUCCACAGAUAACAAAGAUUGGUGUCGUUGUACGUGUUUUGAUCAGCUGAGAGUAUUAAUCAGAGAUAAAGCAAGUAUCAAGCGCACAAGUGAAAGGCAAGGAAAAAGAGACAGAUUGUUGAAGUGAAGAAACACCAUGUGACACAGAUUUGGAACACUCCAGCUCGGGAGUAAGGUCAGAGACCAACACAUGAAAACAUACUAUAGUCAUACAAGUCAAUCUAAAAUUACACAAAAAUUCUGAUACAAAUAGGAGCAGCAACUCCAUAAGGUUAAAACCAAAACAAAACCAGAGAUUGAUAAAUAGGAUGUAAACAGGUGUUAAAGUAACAGGUAGCUUAUGAGAUAAGCCAACAGUGUC